Messenger RNA from Impatiens glandulifera, 620 nucleotides. RefSeq names its product chaperone protein dnaJ 8, chloroplastic. Bases 121 to 600 code for a protein of 159 amino acids. Lineage: Eukaryota; Viridiplantae; Streptophyta; Magnoliopsida; Ericales; Balsaminaceae. The record is from RefSeq and is a predicted model, not a curated record. The transcript is spliced from 3 exons.
UCUUUCCAUUCACAUUAUCAUCAUCUCUCUUCUUGAUUUCUCUUUCGUCUCUCUUUAUAAUAAGCCCUAGAAAAAGAAAGAAAGGCAGGAAAUCCAGAUUUACUUUUGAAACUGUUGAAAAUGGCUGCCGCUGCUUUCGCUAUUACAGGAACAUCUUCAACUUCGUGGAUUCAAUCGAACGGAUUUAUUAGGUCUACGACGACGAGGACGAUAAAGAAUAAGAAGAAGAAGAGUUUAUUUUGCGUGGUCGUCUCAAGAUCUUCAAUGACAGAUCCUUACAAGACUCUCAAGAUUCAUCCAGAUGCUUCUGAAUCCGAAGUCAAAACCGCUUUCAGGCGCCUAGCUCUCAAGUAUCAUCCUGACGUUUGCAAAGGAAGCAAUUGUAUGAUCCAAUUUCACCAAAUUAACGAGGCAUAUGAUAUGGCGAUGAGCAAUAUACGGGGAGAGACAAAAGUGGAGAUGGAAGAAGGUGAGGCGUACGAUGAUGCGGGAACCUUUAGAGGAAUGGACGAUCCUGAUUGGGACAUGUGGGAAGAGUGGAUGGGUUGGGAAGGAGCUGGAAUUAGAGACUAUUCUUCUCAUAUUAAUCCAUAUAUCUAAAUUUUAACUUUUUUUUAUUU